CAUACAAGUGUCCAAUGGCAGAGUAGCAGAGUAGCAGAGUAGCAGAGUGCAGACACGUCACACAUGGCAAGCUGACAAGUGACGCUUCCUUUUUCUCUUUGCUUUCUCCGCUACUCUCUCAGUCUCGUCAGCAAAGCCAUUGAAAUUAGGGUUCAUCCCAACUGAUUUUCCCAAUGCCACAAUAGCUAGGGAUUUCCCCUUUACGUAUUUGUUUGGGUGUAAUACCUAAGCUCAGCUCACUGCCUGCUUCUUAAUAUAUGGCCGCUCUUCAUUCUUCUACUCUCUGCUUCACCGGAGUCUCAGUCUCAGUCUCUUCCGGUCGGAGAAGUUUUGGCUGGUCUCAACUCUCCGGUCCGUCUGCUUUUCCGAGAUGCAGGCCCCCACCACCAACCCUCAGACUUCAAGGAAGAGCACAGCCAAGCGAUAAUGGGGCACUUGAAAAGAAGGAUGAAUCUGAACUUGUGGUGUGCUUUGGGGAGAUGUUGAUCGAUUUCGUUCCAACCACAAGUGGACUUUCUUUGGCUGAAGCACCUGCAUUUAAAAAGGCUCCAGGUGGUGCACCAGCUAAUGUUGCUGUUGGCAUAUCUCGCCUUGGUGGUUCAUCAGCUUUUAUAGGCAAGGUUGGUGAAGAUGAAUUCGGGUACAUGCUUGCUGAUAUUUUGAAGGAGAAUAAUGUGAACAGUGAAGGGAUGCGCUUUGAUCCUGGUGCUCGCACUGCCUUAGCAUUUGUAACUCUUAGAAAAGAUGGGGAGCGCGAGUUCAUGUUUUACCGUAAUCCUAGUGCUGAUAUGUUGCUGAAACCGAGUGAACUCGAUUUUGAAUUAAUUAAGAAGGCAAAGAUUUUCCAUUACGGUUCUAUAAGCUUGAUUACAGAACCAUGCAAAUCAGCCCAUGUUGCUGCAGCUAAAGCUGCAAAGGAUGCUGGUGUAAUUUUGUCUUAUGAUCCAAACCUGAGGCUUCCACUAUGGCCAUCAGCAGAAAGUGCUCGAGAAGGAAUCUUUAGCAUAUGGGAGACUGCUGAUAUAAUUAAGAUUAGCGAGGAGGAGAUUUCAUUUUUGACACAAGGAGAAGAUCCAUAUAAUGAUGAUGUUGUUCGCAAACUGUACCAUCCAAACCUCAAGUUGCUCCUCGUCACUGAAGGUCCAGCAGGUUGUCGAUAUUACACCAAGGAGUUUAGUGGAAGAGUCACGGGUUUGAUGGUGGAAGCUGUGGACACCACCGGUGCGGGAGAUGCUUUCGUAGCUGGAUUGUUGACACAAUUAUCAUCUGACGUGACACUGCUUCAGGACGAAGACCGCCUGAGAGAUGCGUUGAGAUUUGCGAAUGCUUGCGGUGCCUUGACGGUGACGGAGCGAGGGGCAAUUCCUGCUUUGCCCACCAGAGAAGCUGUGCUCAGUGCCGUGCUCAAAUCAGUGGCAUGAAUAUUCGCCCAGAACUCCAUAAUUGCGCGGAUCACAGAAAAUGGGAUUUAAGAUUUGCACCAGCUGUGUUUGCAAAGCCCAUACCCAUACACCCCCCAUGUGCUGUUGCAUACCUUCCACAUAAAAUAAUGGAUGAUGCAUCAUAUCCUUUCCAGUUUCCAGCAUGAUUGGUGCUAUUCAGUUUGAUGUUGUAACAUGUGUUCAGAUUUUUGUAAUAAUUUGAUGCUGCCUGCUUCUCAGGACCGGUUUCCUGGAUGUUGUAAAACCAUAAUGUAAGAACUUUCAUGUUUUUGAGAAAUUAAUGAUGUUUUAUGAGUUUUGCAU
Molecule: messenger RNA, 1745 nt
Organism: Ipomoea nil (Japanese morning glory)
Lineage: Eukaryota; Viridiplantae; Streptophyta; Magnoliopsida; Solanales; Convolvulaceae
Product: probable fructokinase-6, chloroplastic
Exons: 7
Coding region: 258-1421 (387 amino acids)
Biological process (GO): fructose metabolic process
Cellular component (GO): cytosol; chloroplast stroma
Molecular function (GO): fructokinase activity
Source: RefSeq, a predicted model, not a curated record